Trypanosoma rangeli is the source of this 1239-nucleotide messenger RNA. RefSeq lists its product as uncharacterized. The record is from RefSeq and is a predicted model, not a curated record. The transcript has a single exon. Bases 1 to 1239 code for a protein of 412 amino acids. Gene Ontology annotation, cellular component: endoplasmic reticulum. Gene Ontology annotation, molecular function: misfolded protein binding; protein-folding chaperone binding. NCBI's taxonomy places the organism in Eukaryota, Euglenozoa, Kinetoplastea, Trypanosomatida, Trypanosomatidae.
AUGUUUUAUAGUCGCAUUGCCAUUUUGCGCGUGGCGGCGUCAUCAUCCUCUUCUCGUGUCGCCGGUAGUGCUCAUGCCUCCCCCGCUUCACCCCACGAGGUGCUUGGCGUGGCGGCAAGCGCCCCAUUUGAGGAGAUAAAGGCGCGUUACCAGGAGCUUACGCGUUACUAUCAUCCGGACAUGCCACACGGGGAUCCGGCAAAGUUUCGCGAGAUCAACACUGCCUACCGUGCGUUGCGUGCGGCAUGGCGAGAGAAGAAGGCGGAUAAAAUCGACCCAGAGUCCUUUUGGUCGGAGCGCAAUCGUAGAAGUAGGGACGAUUACACCAGUAGCCAGUCGCACCGUAGGGGGCGAAGGGACGAUUAUGCCAAGAAGAAUCGGAGUGGCAGUUUAUUGCGGGAGAUGUUGUGGAUGUACGAGUCCUACGAAUUGGUUAUCGUGCUUGGCGCGGCGGUGGCAGUUCUUUUGGUUGCCACGGAACGUUAUGUGGUCGUGCUUCGCAUGACGCGCGAGAAACGUGCCCGGUUACGGGCCAUGGAUGAAGGGUUUCCACCAAUCAUGCCGUUGGUUGUUGAUGAUGAGAUGCUGCACAAGUACAAUGAACAUGUGCCGAAGGAGGAAAUUGAGGUUGAUGACGCCUUGCUGAAGGAGGAGGCGUACCAUCGACGUGCCACCCAGCGACGCUUUGAAGACUUCCGUGAAUUUCUUUACAUAUAUAACCCGGAGGGGGUAACCUCGCGGAAGGUGACAACCAAGCGUUUUAGCAUUCAGUACAUUGACGAAGCCCUCAUCCCGAAACGCUGCACCCACGUCUGGGAGUUCAACUCGGAGCAGAGAAAUAAGCAGUACGAAACCAUUGUGAGGGAGGUAGAAAAGACCCUCGGCGCGACGCCGUGGGCAACGCCCGAUGUACAAUACAUCGCUCCUCUUGUUGCGAAGGGGCUUGCACUUAUUCCCAUGAAUUCUCCUCAUACUGCCAAGUGGACGUUUCUUGAGUACAAGGAUAUGGACAAAGAUGGUGAGUCUUCAUGUCUGAUGGCGCUUAAGAACAAUCGCUUUGGGCGUCUUGGCAUGUGCCAGCAGGUGACUGUAACAGGAAGUAAUGAACUUAGCCCAAAGUUGGUGAAGAAGCAGGAGGCGGAGCUGCAAAGUGGAGCACUGAAAAAAGAGAGCCUUAUCCAUGGAGGAAAGCUGCCUGUAAAGGACCUGUCGAUUCCACUUGAACACAUGAAACUAUAG